This is a messenger RNA of Rattus rattus (black rat), 2699 nucleotides long. RefSeq names its product nucleoporin 62 (gene Nup62). The record is from RefSeq and is a predicted model, not a curated record. Gene Ontology annotation, molecular function: structural constituent of nuclear pore; phospholipid binding. The transcript is spliced from 2 exons. Gene Ontology annotation, biological process: RNA export from nucleus; protein import into nucleus. NCBI's taxonomy places the organism in Eukaryota, Metazoa, Chordata, Mammalia, Rodentia, Muridae. Gene Ontology annotation, cellular component: nuclear pore central transport channel; nuclear pore. The coding region runs from base 463 to 2040 and encodes 525 amino acids.
GGUUCAUAUCCUCUGAGGGGAAAGGAAGAGGGUCUGUGAAUUAGUGCGCAGGCGCAAUGGCGCGCGAACCGACCUUAAAAGCCCCCAGACUCUGCGGAAGCACACCCUCCCCCACGCCUGGAGCCUAGUGCGCUUGCUCAGCGGAUGCGCCGGCCACCAACUUCCCUCUUCUGCGCCUGCGCGACCGUGGUUCCUCAUAUCGUCUUCCCCACCCCCUCCCCACGAGGCUGACCCGUGAAGCCCCGCGAGCUCUGUGAAAGGGCGGGAAAGGCGGUUGGAGAGGGAGGGGCGAGCGGUUACUCACUCCAUGGCUGCGAAAAGGAGAGGAGGCAACGGCGGCGGUGGCCUCAGUUGAAGAGUCGGUGUGAGCGGAGAGUGAAGUCGCGACAUCUCCCCAAGGUUGCAGACGCUGACGGAUUUGCCCCAGAGUCGAAGUAACUGCCACCUGGAAAUUCCACAGCCAUGAGUGGGUUUAACUUUGGAGGCACCGGGGCUCCUGCUGGCGGCUUUACAUUUGGGACCGCAAAGACUGCGACCACCACACCCGCCACUGGCUUUUCCUUCUCUGCUUCUGGCACCGGCACCGGAGGGUUUAAUUUUGGGACUCCCUCCCAGCCAGCUGCGACCACCCCUUCCACCAGCCUCUUCUCACUUGCCACACAGACCUCAACCACACAGACCCCAGGAUUCAACUUUGGAACAACACCUGCUUCUGGGGGAACAGGCUUCUCCCUGGGGAUCAGCACCCCAAAGCUCAGCCUAAGUAGCACAGCCGCCACACCAGCCACAGCCAACACUGGCAGCUUUGGGCUUGGCAGCAGUACUCUUACCAAUGCCAUCUCAGGUGCCAGCACCUCCAGCCAGGGGACAGCCCCCACUGGCUUUGUCUUUGGCUCUUCUACCACCUCUGCUCCGUCCACCGGCACCACGGGAUUCUCAUUCACCAGUGGCAGUGCAUCCCAGCCUGGAGCCUCCGGCUUCAACAUUGGCUCUGUGGGUAGUUUGGCCCAGCCCACAGCACUGUCUGGCUCUCCCUUCACUCCAGCCACUCUGGCGACAACUACGGCAGGAGCAACACAGCCAGCUGCUGCUACACCCACUGCUGCCACCACCAGUGCAGGGUCUACACUGUUUGCUUCAAUAGCUGCUGCUCCUGCCUCAUCCAGUACUACAGUGCUUUCCCUCUCGGCUCCAGCGACAACUGCAGCCACUCCUACUGCUGGGACUUUGGGCUUCAGCCUCAAGGCCCCUGGAGCAGCUCCUGGCGCCUCUACCACCAGCACCACCACCACUACUACCACCACCACUACUACUGCCUCCACCUCCUCCUCCACCACGACCACUGGCUUUGCCUUAAGCCUGAAACCCCUGGUGCCAGCUGGCCCCAGCAGCGUGGCAGCUACUGCUCUGCCUGCCUCCAGCACAGCAGUUGGGACUACGACGGGUCCAGCAAUGACCUAUGCGCAGCUGGAAAGCCUGAUCAACAAGUGGAGUCUGGAGCUGGAGGACCAGGAGCGGCACUUCCUGCAGCAGGCCACGCAGGUCAAUGCCUGGGACCGCACACUGAUUGAGAAUGGGGAGAAGAUCACCAGCCUGCACCGAGAGGUGGAAAAGGUGAAGCUGGAUCAGAAGCGUCUGGACCAGGAGCUGGACUUUAUCCUGUCACAGCAGAAGGAGCUGGAAGACCUUCUGAGCCCGUUAGAGGAGUCAGUGAAGGAGCAAAGUGGCACCAUCUACCUUCAGCAUGCUGAUGAGGAGCGUGAGAAGACCUACAAGCUGGCUGAGAACAUCGAUGCUCAGCUCAAGCGCAUGGCCCAGGACCUCAAGGACAUUAUUGAGCACCUGAACAUGGCUGGUGGCCCUGCAGACACCAGUGACCCACUGCAGCAGAUCUGCAAGAUCCUCAAUGCACACAUGGACUCCCUUCAGUGGGUGGACCAGAGCUCUGCCCUGCUGCAGAGGAGGGUGGAGGAGGCCAGCCGUGUGUGUGAGAGCCGGCGCAAGGAACAGGAACGCAGCCUGCGCAUUGCCUUUGACUAGCCGUACAUGAGUUGGGGGUGGGGGUACCUCUUUUGUUGUAGGGCUGCUGGCUUUGGGGUGGUUGUAUUGUUGAGAAAAAUGCUCUUUGGUUUGGUUCCCUGUUAUCAGAAGUGGUUUGCGAAGGCAUGAUGUCAUGGAUGUAAUAACCUGUGUGCUCUGGAGACAGGUGUGAAGGUCACUGAACUCUAGGCCAGCAUUUAAAGAACAAGGGCAAACUCAUCCUUUAGCCACUCCAAUACAACUGUGACAGUGGGAUGGCAUGCUCCAGAGAUGUUGGCCAAGAAACUCACCUGGAAUGGAGACAUGGCUUCUGUGCUUCCCUACUUCUCUAACUCUCAUCUAACCCAUGUCCUCCAGAGCCUGUGCUGCACAAAGCAGAGUCACCAAGGGAGACUGAGCUUAACACCGGUUUGCACUGGCUACCCCUCUCACCCCUCUCUUGUGAGCUUCUGUGGCAGGGACUGACUGCUGAUAGUUCUUUGAGAACAGAGUGGCUGUGGAUUUGCUUCUGAAUGUCCCAGUGUCAAACCUUAGAUUCAUAGUGUUGAAGGCUGGCAGUUAUGUCUGGUCUAUUUUAUUUCUCCACACUCUACUGUAGCCUCUAUGGUCCCUGAUCAAAACAUUGCUUUUCUAAAUAAAGAAAACAUUGUGAAAUCAGA